AUGAUGAACUUCCCAAUUAUCAGCUUGGAGAGACUCAAUGGUGAGGAGAGAAAAGAUACCAUGGAAAAAAUAAAAGAUGCUUGUGAGAAUUGGGGAUUCUUUGAGUUGGUGAAUCAUGGCAUACCUCAUGACCUAAUGGACACGUUGGAGAGGUUGACCAAAGAGCACUAUAGGAAAUGCAUGGAGCAGAGGUUUAGGGAAUUUGUAUCAUGCAGAGGCCUAGAUGCUGUCCAAACUGAGGUCAAGGAUAUGGAUUGGGAAAGCACCUUCCAUGUUCGCCACCUCCCCGAAACAAACAUUUCAGAGGUCCCUGAUCUCAGUGAUGAAUACAGGAAGGUGAUGAAGGAAUUUGCUUUUAGGUUAGAGAAACUAGCCGAAGAGCUUUUGGACUUGUUAUGUGAGAAUCUAGGACUAGAGAAAGGGUACCUCAAAAAGGCUUUCUAUGGAUCAAAAGGACCAACUUUUGGAACCAAGGUAGCCAACUAUCCUCAGUGCCCCAAUCCGGAGCUGGUGAAGGGUCUUCGGGCUCACACCGAUGCUGGUGGGAUCAUCCUUCUCUUCCAGGAUGACAAGGUCAGUGGCCUACAGCUUCUCAAAGACGGCGAGUGGAUUGAUGUUCCCCCAAUGCGCCACUCCAUUGUUGUCAACCUCGGUGACCAACUUGAGGUUAUAACAAAUGGCAAGUACAAGAGUGUGGAGCACCGUGUGAUAGCACAAACCAAUGGAACAAGAAUGUCCAUAGCCUCAUUCUACAACCCUGGCUCUGAUGCUGUAAUCUACCCUGCUCCAAAGUUGUUGGAAAAAGAAACAGAGGAAAAAAACAAUCUAUACCCAAAAUUUGUGUUUGAGGAGUACAUGAAGAUCUAUGCUGGUUUGAAAUUCCAUGCUAAGGAACCAAGAUUUGAAGCAUUGAAAGGAUCAAAUGAAAAUUUGGGUCCAAUUGCAAUUAUUUAA
Molecule: messenger RNA, 954 nt
Organism: Lathyrus sativus (Indian pea)
Lineage: Eukaryota; Viridiplantae; Streptophyta; Magnoliopsida; Fabales; Fabaceae
Source: the annotation of a GenBank genome assembly